AUGGCUUCUUUUCGGCCAUAUCUUGUAUGGUUUGUGGCGAUACUUUUGGUAUCCAAGAGCGUAGAAGCAAGACACAGAUUUCAUUCAUGGAGAAAAUAUAGUUCCAAGUCAUCUCCAGAAUCAGUACCAAUGUCUGCGCCUAACUCUAACCAAUCACGUCAACCAUCUCCAUCACCACAACCAUCAUCCUCGGAUUAUUACACUUCUAGUCCACCAUCAACUUUUGGGUGGUCUUCUCCUCAACCCUCCCCAAUACCUUCUCGUACUUCCAACAAGUCUCCAAGUUCACCAACCUCAUCACCACUAUCACCGACUCCAAAUGAUUUUAAUUCUCCGCCCUCGCCUUCAAGAUGGGCUCCAUCCCCAUAUUACUCUUCAUGGGAACCAUCUCCUAGUUAUACGACAACUCCUCAAUCAUCGCCUGUACUUGCACCUUCUUACCCUAACCAGUCCCCACCAUCACCUAUAGAGUGGUUCUCUCCUCGACCUUCCCCAGCACCUUCAUCUACUUCCUACUACAAGAAUGCUCCAAGUUCACCAACUACAUCGCCACUAUCACCAUCUCCAUAUGAUAAUAGUUCACCGCCCUCACCUUCAGGAUGGGCUCCAUCUCCAUAUUAUUAUUCAUGGGCACCAUAUCCUAGUGAUAAAGUAUCUCCUCGAUCAUCGGUUGUACCUGUACCUGCACCUUCAUUUCCUGAUAAGUCUUCACAACAACCUUCUCCAUCACCACUUCCAAAUUACUAUUAUAACUCACCACCUCCUCCAUAUGCUUACAACUCUCCACCACCUCCAUCACCAUCGCCACCUCCUCCAUCACCAUCACCACCUCCUCCUUAUUACUACAGUUCCCCACCACUGCCAUCACCAUCUCCUCCACCUCCUCCCUCAUCAUCACCCCCUCCUCCAUACGUUUACAAGUCACCACCACCUACAUCUUCACCUCCACCUCCUUCAUAUUACUACAUGUCACCACCCCCACCAUUGUCAUCUCCUCCUCCAUAUUACUACAUGUCGCCAGCCCCACCAUCUCCUUCGCCUCCACCUGCUUAUCACUACAACUACCCGCCGCCACCUCCAUCCUACUGAAAAUUUCAUUGUUUUUUCAUAUCUCUGCUCCUAAACCAUAUUAGUACCAUUACCACGUCUCCUCAUUUCUUGAAGUUUCGUUCUAUCUUAUCUUCUAUGACUAUUGUCACAAGCCAUAUGGAACACAUAUUUAUCAGCAGGGUCUAAAUUAUCUAUCGUUUGCAGUGAGGGGAAUUUGGUCGAGAGAGGGACCGGCUUCAGCAGUUUACUUUUAUUUGUCCAACAAAUCAUGUCAUUUGCUUUUGUUUUGUUCGUACAAUUAAUCCUUGUAAGUUUAUUUUAAUAUGUAUCCUCUUUCACUUUGUUAGUAUGAGA
Messenger RNA from Lycium barbarum (goji berry), 1404 nucleotides. RefSeq names its product extensin-2-like. Bases 1 to 1089 code for a protein of 362 amino acids. The transcript has a single exon. Lineage: Eukaryota; Viridiplantae; Streptophyta; Magnoliopsida; Solanales; Solanaceae. The record is from RefSeq and is a predicted model, not a curated record.